This is a messenger RNA of Fusarium pseudograminearum CS3096, 738 nucleotides long. RefSeq lists its product as uncharacterized. The transcript is spliced from 2 exons. NCBI's taxonomy places the organism in Eukaryota, Fungi, Ascomycota, Sordariomycetes, Hypocreales, Nectriaceae. The record is from RefSeq and is a predicted model, not a curated record. The coding region runs from base 1 to 738 and encodes 245 amino acids.
AUGCCUGAGAUCAACACCCUCCUGUUCGACUGCGACAACACCCUCGUCCUCUCUGAGGAGCUUGCCUUUGAGGCUUGCGCUGGUCUCAUCAACGAGAUCUGCGAGUCUCGCCAGGUCGACAUGCGCUUCACUGGCGACACUCUCAUCAAGGAGUUCGUUGGCCAAAACUUCCGUGGCAUGCUCACCACCCUCCAAAAGAACUACAACAUCGACAUUUCCGCCGAGGAUCUCGAAACCUACGUCCGAAAGGAGGAAGACGCCGUCAUCGCCAAGCUCAAGGAAGCCCUCAAGCCUUGCGUUGGUGUCGAUGAGCAGCUGGAGAAGCUUGUUGCCUCCAGAAAGUACACUAUGUCCGUUGUGUCUUCCUCAGCUCUUCGACGAGUUCGCGCUUCUAUCGAGAAGGUUGGCCAGGACAAGUACUUCCCUGGCGACGUUGUCUUCUCUGCUGCCACAAGUCUCGAGAAGCCUACCAGCAAGCCUGACCCCGCCAUCUACCUCCACGCUCUUGACAAGCUUGGCAAGAAGGCCGAGGAGGCAGUUGCCAUUGAGGACAGCAAGAGCGGUACUCUCAGCGGUACCCGUGCUGGAAUCAAGGUCAUCGGUUACGUCGGUCCUUAUGCUGAGGACAAGCAGGCCGAGAUGGAGCAGAUCUUGAGAGAUGCUGGUGCUGUGGUCAUCAUGCGUGACUGGUCCGAGUUCCCCUCUGCUCUGCAAAAGAUUGAGGCUGGUGAGGUUUAG